UUGCUUGACCUUAGAAGGCAUACAUUCUGUUUAUUCUCUAUUACUUCUAUCUUCCCCUCGAGAUUCUACGGUAGUUCAUCAUGGCCAACCAAGGUCUUGACUCAGGGAAGACAGUCGGAUCCAAUAAUCCGGACAAGAGAGAAAACGAGGACAUUGAGCAGGGUGAAGUAUCAUCGGACGAAAAAGGGUACGACUCCAAUAUCGUUGACUGGGAUGGUCCCAAUGAUCCUGCGAACCCAAUGAACUGGUCAGCAUUGAAGAAGGGCCUUCAUAUCGCCUACGUUAGUCUCUUCGUCCUAUACGCAAACCUAGCCGCGACUAUGUUUGCUCCCGGAGCAUCAGAGCUAGUCAAAGAAUUCCAUGUCACCAAUUCCACGGUCGCCACAUUCACCGUCAGCAUCUACGUCCUGGGCUUCAUGGUCGGACCCCUAUUCCUCGCGCCGCUCUCCGAACUCUACGGCCGACUCGCCAUCUACCACAUCUGCAACAUUUUCUACAUCUGUUUUACCCUAGGUUGCGCUCUCAGUAAGAAUGUCAGCAUGUUUCUUGUCUUUAGAAUUCUCGCUGGCUGCUCUUCUGCUGGCCCCUUGACGAUAGGAGGUGGUACGAUAGCCGACGUGACUCCGCAAGAUAAGCGAGGCAAGGCGAUGGCCAGUUUCCUCUUAGGACCGCUUCUAGGACCCACAAUAGGGCCGAUCGUUGGUGGUUUCGUGUCCCAGUACAUCGGCUGGCGCUGGACAUUUUGGAUCAUCCUUAUUCUGUCCGGCAGUCUCAGUAUUGUAGCUCUUCUAUUCUUAAGGGAGACAAACGCCACGGUCAUCCUACAGAGAAAGACGGAGCGCCUUCGUAAGGAAACCGGAAACAGCAAGCUGACCUCCAAGUUAGAAUCAAAGCUAUCGCCCCGAGAACUGUUCGCUCGCUCCAUCGUCCGUCCGAUAAAAAUGGUCACCACCUCGCCCAUCACCCUCUUAUUAUCCCUCUACACAGGCGUGAUCUUCGGCCUCAUCUUUUUACUCUUCACCACAUUCCCAAGCAUAUUCGAGGGACAAUACGGCUUUAGCGCUGGCUCCUCCGGCCUGGCGUACCUAGGCCUCGGCAUAGGCAUGAUCUGCGGGCUAGCGCUGUUCACCCUGCUGAGCGACAAGCUGCUCGGCCAGACGGGAGGCGGCAGCAGCAAGCCGACCAAGCCCGAGAAGCGGCUCAUCCUGAUGAAGUGGUUCGCGCCCAUCACGCCCCUCGGCGUCUUCCUGUACGGGUGGAGCGCGUACUACAAGGUCCACUGGAUCGUGCCCGAGAUCGGGACGUUCAUCGUCGGGCUCGGCUCGCUCUUCGUCAUGCUCCCGUGCCAGACGUAUCUCGUCGACGCCUUCGGCCCGCAGGCCGCGGCUUCUGCUCUAGCGGCGAACGUCAUCAUCCGCAGCCCCUUUGGAGCGUUCCUGACUUUUGCUGCUCCGCCUCUGUAUGAUAACUUGGGGCUUGGUUGGGGUAAUACCGUGUUAGGAUUCAUCUGCUUCGCCUUCACGCCGGUGCCGUGGCUGUUCUACCACUAUGGCGAAUACCUGAGAACUCAUUUCGCUGUUAAGGUAUAAUAUUGCAUCAUAUUGGAUAUAUUGGAUAUAGAAAAAAA
This is a messenger RNA of Annulohypoxylon truncatum, 1627 nucleotides long. Its product is annotated as MFS general substrate transporter. The record is from RefSeq and is a predicted model, not a curated record. NCBI's taxonomy places the organism in Eukaryota, Fungi, Ascomycota, Sordariomycetes, Xylariales, Hypoxylaceae. Gene Ontology annotation, molecular function: transmembrane transporter activity. Gene Ontology annotation, biological process: transmembrane transport. Bases 81 to 1589 code for a protein of 502 amino acids. The transcript has 4 exons.